This is a messenger RNA of Solea senegalensis (Senegalese sole), 2583 nucleotides long. It is a transcript of the gene mindy3, whose product is annotated as MINDY lysine 48 deubiquitinase 3. Gene Ontology annotation, molecular function: K48-linked deubiquitinase activity; cysteine-type deubiquitinase activity. Gene Ontology annotation, biological process: protein K48-linked deubiquitination. The transcript is spliced from 16 exons. The coding region runs from base 351 to 1715 and encodes 454 amino acids. The record is from RefSeq and is a predicted model, not a curated record. Lineage: Eukaryota; Metazoa; Chordata; Actinopteri; Pleuronectiformes; Soleidae.
ACGCACAGUUUUUUUCACAAUUCCGUUGUAAAUAAACGAAUGACUGAGGCGCUGGCGAAAGUGCAAUUAGUACAAAAAUACAUAACACAACACGGUAACCUUUUACUCGACUGUGUAUCAAGCUGCCGUGGCUACGUUGAUGUCAUUCCCACCCGCCAGUUUGCUGCCAGCCACUGGAGUCAGACAGUCAGACAGCUUGUGGCCAAUGCCACAGGCUCGACCUGCCGAGGGAAGUGGACUGUCAAGAACCUCAAGAAGAGCUAGCAAGUUGGUCUCAUCAGACCUCUGUUGUCCCACACGAGUUGUUGGAAGUGGGAGAGCCAGUGGAUUUACCUGAAGCGAAAGUAGUCAUGUCUGAGUUAAAUAAAGAGGUGGUGGAUCUGGUAUGGGGGAGAUCCUUCAAUGGAGGAGUGUCUGCCUCAAUCUUCCGUAGAUGGACUCAAGGGUUUGUAUUCAGUGAGAAUGAGCACACAGCACUGGAGCAGUUUGAAGGAGGACCAUGUGCUGUCAUUGCACCUGUCCAGGCUUUCCUCUUAAAGAAUAUCAUCUUUAACAGAGAGUGUUCCAACUGGAGGCAGAUUUCGGAGGAGGAGCAGAAAACAACCAUGUGUUCCACACUGAGCGAAAUCCUGGAGUCUGCUUGUUCUAGCCCCUCCACAGGGUUCAGCCUGGUGACCUGGGCAAAGGGACAGAGCCCAUACACUAGCACAAAGACACAGCCACAGUCACAAACACAGGACGUGCCAGAGCCAGAGAGCAGCCAGAAGCCACAGGAGCAGCAACCCACUGCUCUGGCUGCAGAGCAUCUUGGCUUUGAGCGAUUCCACAGUGUUCUUCACAAGCGGAUCGUAAUAUCAGUGUCAGAUUUAAGAGAGGAGGUGCUGUCUCUCUACCACACCUGGAGGGGGUGCUGUGGAGUCUUGCUUUUCCUCUACUCAGUCAUCCUAACCAAGGGAAUAGAAAACAUACGGAAUGAGAUCCAGGACACAAUGGAGCCUCUCAUAGACCCUGUGCAUGGUCAUGGAAGCCAGAGCCUGGUUAAUCUCCUUGUAACUGGCCAUGCUGUCUCUAAUGUCUGGGAUGGAGACAGAGAGUGCUCUGGCAUGAAGCUACAUGGUAUUCAUAAACAGGCAUCGGUUGGCUUCCUCACGCUUAUGGAAUCACUACGCUACUGCAAGGUCGGGGCAUUCCUCAAGUCUCCAAAGUUCCCUAUUUGGAUCCUUGGCAGCGAAACGCACCUCUCUGUGUUUUUCACCAAGGAGAUGUCCUUGGUUGGCCCGGAGUCUCCAUCAGAACAGGCAAGGAGGGUCUUCCAGUCAUUUGAUCCUGAAGAUAAUGGCUUCAUUGCAGAGUCUCUGCUGGAGGAUGUGAUGAAAGCCCUUGACCUUGUCUCAGAGCCUGAGUAUGUCAGUCUGGUGAAGAGUAAACUGGAUCCUGAGAGUUUGGGCAUAAUUCUCCUGGGCCCAUUCCUGCUGGAGUUCUUCCCCAAUCAGGAUUCAGGAAUCCCAGACUCAUUUCCCGUCUACCACUACAAUGGACUUAAACAGUCUAACCACAACGAGAGGGUGGAGUAUGUGGAAGGGACAGCUCUGGUGCUAGGUUUUGAGGACCCCAUGGUUCGGACAGACGACACUCCCGUGAAGCGCUGCCUACAGACCAAGUGGCCCUACAUUGAGCUGCUGUGGACCACGGACCGUUCUCCAUCACUAAACUAGCACUGACACGGUCUGUGUGUGUGUCUUGUGUAUGAAGAUCGACACCCACUGCUUCACAAGCAUUCUUCUUCUGCUUCCUUUCUUCAUGCUGACCACGACCAGUCUCCAGGUCACACAGACUGAGAUGCAUACACACACACACACCUACAAGAAAAACACAAAUGAACAAACAUGAGACGAAGACAAACACUUUGCUGGACUGAACAUAACACGUCUGACAUCCACUCUUGCAUUCCCACUUGCAUUCCACACAAAUGUAAAUUCCACUGUACAGCUCGUGCUUGUUGUCUGUUCACCACAGCUUGUAAUUUGAUACACAGGAUGGAUGUUUCUGAGGUGAUUAUUUAAAGAAACGGAAUGACUGUUUAUUUUUACAGCUCUGCUGUGUGCAAACACCUCUGCUGCAGUUCAGCCAAUAUUUAGACACUAUGUAGAGAGCAGUCACGUUUGGUUUAAAGACUAAAGUGUGUCACUAAAUCAUACACAUGUACAGCCAGUCGACUGUGAAACACUACUGUUAAUCCAGCUAUAGGACUGUUUGAAGGGAAACCUACCAAAGCCUUCCACAUAUGAGAACACAUGCACACACAGACACACACUUUUCACACCUACUGAUUUGUGUUUACAGUAUAAAAAAAAAAGGGACCAACCCAGAUGCAGAGAACAAGACAUGAUCGGUAUUCUUCUGUGUUUUCACCAAGAUGAAGGUGCUUAUGUGGGUGUGCGUGUGUGUGCAUGCUUCACAUGCCACUCUACGAUGUUGGCCAAAUGUUUAUUUAUUAUUAUUUCACAUUAAGGCUGUAGUAAUUAAGGCUGAAUAAACACUUUUUUGUUCCCAUGCAGUGUGGCUGGUAGCCUUGAAAUCAUA